Magnolia sinica is the source of this 2606-nucleotide messenger RNA. Its product is annotated as protein PAF1 homolog. Lineage: Eukaryota; Viridiplantae; Streptophyta; Magnoliopsida; Magnoliales; Magnoliaceae. Gene Ontology annotation, biological process: transcription elongation by RNA polymerase II. The coding region runs from base 230 to 2353 and encodes 707 amino acids. Gene Ontology annotation, cellular component: Cdc73/Paf1 complex. Gene Ontology annotation, molecular function: RNA polymerase II complex binding; chromatin binding. The record is from RefSeq and is a predicted model, not a curated record. The transcript has 12 exons.
AGAAAAAAAACUCCUUCCUUUCUCUCUUCUAAGAUCUCGCUCCCGAACACAGUAAGCUGCCGAAUAUAAAACCCACGCCCCGCCGCUGUUUCUUCCGGUAAGCUUUUUCUCCUCCCGAUCAUCCAACCUUCUUACCCUACACCAUCUGGCGCAUUGUAGAAACGCCCACGAGAUGCUAUUUCUUCCUUCUAGGGUUUCAAGCUAUUAGCUUUCUCUUUCUCACACGCUCAUGGCAUCCUUCCGACCCUUUCCUCCUCCCCACUCCUUCGGUCCGCAGAGCCAAACCCCUCUCCCUCCACCUCCCCAAAAUCACUACCCUCAGAACCGGAGCUUCAGCGGAUCUCAGCCGUCCGUUCCUUCCUCUUCCUACCCACCUCCUCAGAAUCCUCAGAACUACAACCAAAUCCACCCAAAUUCAAAUCACCAUCAUGGAUACAAUAGCAAUCCUCCUUCCCAUCACUUCGGUCAAUCAAGGAUGCACCAGCCAUCCCAACAGCAGCAAUAUCCCUUCCCACCAUUCCAACCUCCAUCUUCGAUAAAUUUACAACAGCAACCGCACCCUCAACCACCGAAUUCCCUAUACUAUCCUCCUUCUUCUCAGUACUCCCAAUUCGACCCACAUGGGCCGACCCCACCACCUCCACCGCCGCCCAUGCCGCCACCCCCUUCAUCUCCGCCCCCACCGCCCCCUCCCACCCUCCCCCCUCCACCGCUGCCACCUGCCCCUUCAGUCCCGCCACCACCCCAGCAUCAGUCGUCGGCAGCUAAAGAAGCUGUAGUUGGGGUCCAUGGGCGCGAAAAGCUGGCAUUUCCGCCAAAGCCACAAAAGGGUUCCACUGCUCCUGCUGGGAAAGUGGGCUCAGUGCAGGUGUCCAAUGGCCCGCCUGCUGCAGUCGGGAGAGUUGAGACGGAAGAGGAGAGGCGGAUACGGAAGAAGAGGGAGUAUGAGAAGCAGAGGAUGGAAGAGAAGCGGCGGCAGCAGUUGAAGGAGUCACAGUCGAAUCCUCUGCAUAGGGCACAGAUGGCGUCGGCAUCGGGGGCGAAGGCGCAUGGGUCAAUGGCAGGGUCGCGAAUGGGGGAGAGGCGGGCUGGACCAUUCUUGGGUGGGGAGAGGAUCGAAAACAGGCUGAAGAAGCCGACAACGUUUUUGUGCAAAUUGAAGUUCAGGAAUGAGCUGCCGGAUCCAACAGCUCAGCCGAAGUUACUGGCUUUGAACACUAAUAAAGACCAAUACACCAAAUACACCAUCACAUCACUAGAGAAAAUGCACAAGCCCCAACUUUUUGUUGAGCCCGAUCUUGGGAUACCUCUUGACCUGCUUGACCUGAGUGUAUACAAUCCUCCCAAAGAAAGGCCACCCCUUGCUCCAGAAGAUGAGGAGCUAUUGCGUGAUGAUGAGGCAGUAACCCCUGUGAAACAGGAUGGUAUAAGGAGAAAAGACCGGCCUACUGAUAAAGGUGUUUCUUGGCUGGUUAAAACACAAUAUAUUUCUCCUCUGAGCAUGGAUGCUGCAAAACUGUCCAUAUCUGAAAAACAAGCGAAGGAGCUACGGGAAUCAAGGGAAGGACGCAAUCUUUUCUUGGAGAAUCUUAAUAAUAGGGAAAAACAAAUCCAGGCAAUUGAAGAAUCGUUUAAGGCAUCCAAAUUACGCCCCGUCCAUCAAACUAAUCCUAAUUUAGAACCUGUUGAGAUUCUGCCGCUGCUACCUGAUUUUGACCGGAGCGAUGAUCAGUUUGUUGUGGCUGCCUUUGAUAGUGAUCCUACAGCUGACUCAGAAAUCUACAACAAGUUAGAUCGAUCUGUUCGAGAUGAGCAUGAAUCACGGGCUGUCAUGAAAAGUUUUGUAUCAGCUGGCUCAGAUCCAUCUAAACCUGAGAAGUUUCUGGCAUACAUGGUCCCUGCACCAGAUGAGCUGUCAAAGGAUAUGUACGACGAAGAUGAAGAUGUCCAGUAUUCCUGGGUUAGAGAGUAUCAUUGGGAUGUGAGAGGUGACGACGCUGAUGAUCCCACAACAUACCUUGUCAGUUUUGAUGAAGAAGCCGCCCGCUACUUGCCUCUCCCGACAAAGCUUAAUUUACAGAAAAAGAGGGCUAAAGAUGGCAGGUCCAGUGAUGAGGUUGAACACUAUCCUGUACCUGCGAAAUUGACUGUAAGGCGGAGCUCAGAAGUUGCUUGUAGGGAAGUGAAGGAUUCAGGAGCGUCAUCGAGUCAUGGCGAUCUAAAGUCUAAAGUAGAUAUUUCAAAUUUGAAGAGGGGAAGGUCUGCUGGUGAAGAUGAUCUGGAAAUGCAGGACAAAGCAGCACGAGUGGAAGAUGAAGAUCACUUUAGUGGGGCAGAAGACAUGUCUGAUUGAUUGCUGGUGAUGUAAAUGAUGCUCUGUUCAGAGGAAAACUUCCAAUUCACAAAGAGAUGUAUAGCUCCCAAUGUUUUGUUAUGCCUGGCGGAACUGCUGGAAAAAUACUUGGACUGGAUUGGAUCUCCAAGGUAGCAUCAUUCUUGAUUGUGCUAUAUGGACAUAAAUGGAAAUCUUUGUUUAAAUUUCUGUGAGCAUAUCAACUGUAUCCAUACAGAAUUGAGCUUUAAUGAUAGAUAUCAUUUUAUCCCUA